UUUUUUUUUUUUUUUUUAAACACAAGUUUAAGAAGGACAGAAAACAAAACCUUUUCAGGGUUGGUAAGAUUCAAAUGAAAAUCGGUUUUUAACCAAUCAGGUUACUCCAGCAAAGUCUGGCCAAUCAGGAUCGGAUCAUCUGUAUAAAGUCUCGUCCUGGACCCAGUCGUUCAGUUGCUUCUUCCGCGACACAACUCUUCACGCUAUGGCUCGUACAAAGCAGACAGCUCGCAAGUCCACCGGCGGCAAGGCCCCGCGCAAACAGCUCGCCACCAAGGCGGCUCGCAAGAGUGCGCCGGCCACCGGCGGCGUGAAGAAGCCGCACCGCUACCGGCCCGGCACGGUAGCUCUGCGCGAGAUUCGCCGUUACCAGAAGUCCACGGAGCUGCUGAUCCGCAAGCUGCCGUUCCAGCGGCUGGUGCGCGAGAUCGCACAGGACUUCAAGACCGACCUGCGUUUCCAGAGCUCGGCCGUGAUGGCGCUGCAGGAGGCGUGCGAGGCCUAUCUGGUGGGGCUCUUCGAAGACACCAACCUGUGUGCCAUCCACGCCAAGCGCGUUACCAUCAUGCCCAAGGAUAUCCAGCUUGCUCGCCGCAUCCGCGGGGAGAGGGCAUGUAUGUCUGGUCGUGGCAAGGGCGGUAAGGGCCUUGGGAAAGGGGGUGCUAAGCGCCACCGCAAGGUUCUUCGUGACAACAUCCAGGGCAUCACCAAACCCGCCAUUCGUCGUCUGGCUCGUCGUGGUGGCGUGAAGCGGAUCUCCGGUCUCAUCUAUGAGGAGACUCGUGGGGUGCUGAAGGUGUUCCUGGAAAAUGUGAUUCGGGACGCGGUUACAUACACCGAGCACGCCAAGCGCAAAACUGUUACCGCCAUGGAUGUGGUGUACGCGCUCAAGCGCCAGGGACGUACCCUUUACGGCUUCGGCGUUGGCACUACUUACCAAAUGGCUCGCACUAAGCAGACGGCUCGGAAGUCCACCGGCGGCAAGGCGCCGCGCAAACAGCUCGCCACCAAGGCGGCUCGCAAGAGUGCGCCGGCCACCGGCGGCGUGAAGAAGCCGCACCGCUACCGGCCCGGCACGGUAGCUCUGCGCGAGAUUCGCCGCUACCAGAAGUCCACGGAGCUGCUGAUCCGCAAGCUGCCGUUCCAGCGGCUGGUGCGCGAGAUCGCGCAGGAUUUCAAGACCGACCUGCGCUUCCAGAGCUCGGCCGUGAUGGCGCUGCAGGAGGCGUGCGAGGCCUAUCUGGUGGGGCUCUUCGAAGACACCAACCUGUGUGCCAUCCACGCCAAGCGCGUCACCAUCAUGCCCAAGGACAUCCAGCUUGCCCGCCGCAUCCGCGGGGAGAGAGCAUAAGCUUUGUGGCUCCUCCAGCUAACACAUACCUACCCCCAAAGGCUCUUUUAAGAGCCCCUCAAUUGUCACCAAAAAGGAGCUGUUCAUUGUCGAGUAUACAUAUUACCAGCAAAUGAAAAACGCCAUGAAUUUUAAAUGAAA
Bubalus bubalis (water buffalo) is the source of this 1492-nucleotide messenger RNA. RefSeq lists its product as uncharacterized. Gene Ontology annotation, cellular component: nucleosome. The record is from RefSeq and is a predicted model, not a curated record. The transcript is spliced from 3 exons. Gene Ontology annotation, molecular function: structural constituent of chromatin; protein heterodimerization activity; DNA binding. Bases 206 to 1351 code for a protein of 381 amino acids. Lineage: Eukaryota; Metazoa; Chordata; Mammalia; Artiodactyla; Bovidae.